CCGGAGGACUGAGGGAAAGGCACCCGCGCUGCCGGAAGUGGGCGCGCAAUUCUCGCCGCCGGGACCGUGGCGGGAGACCUGAGUCGUCGCCAUGGAGCUACCUGAGGCGGACGCCGCCGGCGACGAUGCCAUGGACUCGUUCCUGGAAAAGUUCCAGAGCCAGCCUUACCGCGGCGGCUUCCACGAGGACCAGUGGGAGGAGGAAUUUGAAAAGGUCCCCCUAUUUAUGAAGAAAGCGCCAUCUGAAAUUGAUCCCAACGAGAAUCCUGAAUUGGCUUGCCUCCAGUCAAUUAUUUUUGAUGAAGAGCGAUCUCCAGAAGAACAGGCCAAGACCUAUAAGGAUGAGGGGAAUGAUUACUUUAAAGAAAAAGACUAUAAAAAAGCUGUGAUUUCGUACACUGAAGGAUUAAAGAAGAAAUGCACAGACCCUGAUUUGAACGCUGUCCUUUAUACCAACCGGGCAGCAGCACAGUACUAUCUAGGCAAUUUUCGUUCUGCUCUCAAUGAUGUGACAGCCGCCAGAAAGCUAAAACCCUGCCACCUCAAAGCAAUAGUAAGAGGUGCCUUAUGCCAUCUGGAACUGAAAAACUUUGCUGAGGCUGUGAACUGGUGUGAUGAAGGGCUGCAGAUAGAUGCCAGAGAGAAGAAGCUUCUGGAAAUGAGGGCUAAAGCAGACAAGCUGAAGAGAACUGAGCAGAGGGAUAUCAGGAAAGCAAAGUUGAAAGAAAAGAAGGAGCAGAAUCGGAACGAGGCUUUACUCCAGGCCAUUAAGGCUAGGAACAUCAGGCUAGUCUCUGAAGCUGCCGGUCAGGAUGAAGAUUCAGACUCAGAAGGUCCAGGUGAGCUUUUCCUGGAUGGGCUCAGCUCGGAGAACCCCUGUGGAGCCAGGCUGAAUGUAGAUGAGCAGGGCAGGUUAAGCUGGCCCGUGCUCUUUCUGUACCCAGAGCACGCCCAGUCGGACUUCAUCGCUGCUUUUCACGAGGACUCCAGGCUUAUUGAUCAUCUAAUGGUGAUGUUUGGUGAAACGCCUUCUUGGGACUUAGAGCGGAAAUACUGCCCUGAUAAUUUAGAGGUCUACUUUGAGGAUGAAGAUGGGACAGAACUCUACUGGGUGCCUCCCAAGAGCACCCUGCUGCAGGUGCUGCAGCACCCCAGGUACUUCGUAAAAGCCCUGACACCCGCGUUUUUGGUCUGUGUAGGAUCCUCUGCUUUUUGUAGGAAUUACCUCCAGGGAAAAAAGGUGCACCAGGUGAAGUAACCAAGCCAGGCGGAGCCAGGCCUCCUGGGUCUCCUCCCUCACUUGCCUCUGCCUGGAGUCCAGCACACUUGAAUCAGCGGAGCCUUACACUUUAUUUCUGCCACCCUGGGGACAGUCCUUCCGUGCAUCGUGGUCGGGGGAGAGCUGCUGACUUCCCUGAACUACAUUCUCUGUGGUCAAACUGCCAAGCUCCAGCUGGUCUCCACUCUCUUCUUUUGAUACAAAACUCAGCACCUUGGUCAGGACAUCCUUGGACUCACUGUGAGCUGUUUUAUCACCAGCUCUAUCCCUCAAGGGACCAUCUUACAGUUACCACAGCAACUGACCUGAGGAGGUCCUGGCCUGUGGGCACGGACUCAGGAUCCAGUGCCAUGGUUCUGGCUGGACCUUUAUGGUGUUCGAGGCCUCAGAGAAGCCACCCCUCAAACCAUGCAUAUACACAAAGCACACAAAUAAUUUUAAGGCAUUCAGGCUGAGGGACUCCAACCUCCAGGUGUCUCACGAGCAGAGAGGCUUGCUCUGUGGGCAUGCUGUAGGUCCUUGGAGUGAGAUGAGGUCAGGAAACCUGGCUCCUGUUUCUGCACCCUGAAGACCUACAAACCAGGGUCCUGCAAAUCCCCUAAAAAGUUUACCAGUUUUCUUGCUCUGUGCAGUAGGGGAAACUGAUGGACUUGGAUGGUAGACUCUUGAGUUCCUCCCCAGUUUUCACAUUUUAGGAUUUUGUGCCUUUUAAACAUCUUUUGGCAGCUGAGUCAUUGUCAUAGCUGUUUGCUCCCUCCUUCCUAGAGGAUAGGCUAUAUCUUUACCUGUAGCCACGGGACUGCUUGCAGUACCUGCCCCAUCCCCCGGGGGAGGCAAAGGGAUGUGGGUAGACACAUUCAGACAGGAGGUUGGAGAGCAUCGCGUGGUGAGUUCAUGCUCUUUUCCUUCUGCCAUGAGAACACAUUUCCCAGCUAGCAGCUGUUCCCUCAGCCUGGGUGCCAGCAUGGUAGGAUGUGGAGCAGAGCUGAAGGACCUGGCCUGCAGCCGUUCAUUGUAACAUGAAUGAGAAAUAAAUGUUUGUUGUAGUUGUAA
Ailuropoda melanoleuca (giant panda) is the source of this 2332-nucleotide messenger RNA. It is a transcript of the gene TTC4, whose product is annotated as tetratricopeptide repeat domain 4. Lineage: Eukaryota; Metazoa; Chordata; Mammalia; Carnivora; Ursidae. The coding region runs from base 92 to 1258 and encodes 388 amino acids. Gene Ontology annotation, cellular component: nucleus; cytosol. The transcript has 10 exons. The record is from RefSeq and is a predicted model, not a curated record. Gene Ontology annotation, molecular function: Hsp90 protein binding; Hsp70 protein binding. Gene Ontology annotation, biological process: protein folding.